AUGGCAGCAUGGAGUACGACGGUGUGGUGUGUUGCGCUGUGGUGUUGUGGGCUGGUCCUGGUGUGUCCGGUCCGGGCGGCACCGAUUGCACCUGCGACGGAGGAGUUGAACAGCGCGCUAGAUCCGGUACAGUGGAAGGAAGCCAUCGGUGAGGACGUGCACCGGACCAAGCGCAAGUUCCGACCGGAGGAGUGGGCUGCUGCUAACGCCAUCUUGGAUUUGUUGGAGCAGCUGAAGAAUAUUCGGAACUCCCCAGUGCGGCGAAUACCACCGACAACAACAACGACAACAACAUCAACAACAACGACAACAACUCCACCACCUAGCAUAAGUCCAGUGCCACAGAUCAAACCACGUGUGGACAGAAGCUCGCGUCAGGAUGAGGAUGAUGUGCCGCAGUUUAACCCGGACGGUACGAUCAUGUUGCAGCUGCCGGGGAAGCUGUUCGGUAAUGCGACCAACUUUGUGCUGGCGGCGGCCAAGAUGUUCGGGGACUUUAUCACGAACACGGCAAUACGCACGGCCAGGUUUAUGAAGCUAUUCCAACCGAUUGCUGGUCGCCAUUUGUUCAUUCAAAUACCGACACCGAGCCCGCCCGGUGCGGACAACUGA
Molecule: messenger RNA, 612 nt
Organism: Anopheles moucheti
Lineage: Eukaryota; Metazoa; Arthropoda; Insecta; Diptera; Culicidae
Exons: 3
Coding region: 1-612 (203 amino acids)
Source: RefSeq, a predicted model, not a curated record